Messenger RNA from Elephantulus edwardii (Cape elephant shrew), 732 nucleotides. It is a transcript of the gene RSPO2, whose product is annotated as R-spondin 2. The coding region runs from base 1 to 732 and encodes 243 amino acids. The record is from RefSeq and is a predicted model, not a curated record. Lineage: Eukaryota; Metazoa; Chordata; Mammalia; Macroscelidea; Macroscelididae. The transcript has 6 exons.
AUGCACUUUCGCCUCUUCUCCUUUGCCCUCAUCAUCCUGAACUGUAUGGAUUACAGCCAUUGCCAAGGCAACCGAUGGAGACGCAGCAAGCGAGCUAGUUAUGUAUCAAAUCCCAUUUGCAAGGGCUGCUUGUCUUGUUCCAAGGACAAUGGGUGCAGCCGGUGCCAGCAGAAGCUCUUCUUCUUUCUGCGGAGAGAAGGGAUGCGCCAGUAUGGAGAGUGCUUGCAUUCCUGCCCAUCAGGGUACUACGGACACCGAGCCCCAGAUAUGAACCGAUGUGCAAGAUGCCGAAUAGAAAACUGUGAUUCUUGCUUUAGCAAAGACUUCUGUACCAAGUGCAAAGGAGGCUUUUAUUUGCACAGAGGCCGCUGCUUUGAAGAAUGUCCAGAUGGUUUUGCACCAUUAAAGGAAACCAUGGAAUGUGUGGAAGGAUGUGAAGUUGCCCAUUGGAGCGAAUGGGGAAACUGUAUCAGAAGAAAUCGCACGUGUGGAUUUAAGUGGGGUCUGGAAACCAGAACACGGCAAAUUGUUAAAAAGCCAGCAAAGGAUACGAUACCAUGCCCAACCAUUGCUGAGUCCAGGAGAUGUGUGGCGCUCUUGAGACACUGUCCUGGAGGUAAGAAGUCACCAAAUGCCCAGUUUUUGAGAAACAAGAAGAAGAAGAAGAAGCUGAUCGCAAGGGCCCAGGAGCAGCACAGCAUCUUCCUCACCACAGACAGAGCGACCCAGUAG